CAUCUCGCUCCCACCUGCAAUUGCAACUGUAAGCCGCUGUGUAGUGAGAUUUCACGCUCAUAUCAGUUGGGGCACUUGUUGCGUGCGAAAACAUUCCGGCCUACAAAUUACAUCACCCAAGUGGCGGCGAAAAUAAUGUCACCGCACAGACAUCCUGGUUGGGCAUGGGGCUACCUCCUGCUUACCCUGGCACUGGGAUUCGCAUCCACCCACGGCUGGACGGCCCACUUUCGUCCAGCUGCGCUCACGUUGCAGAUGGAGCGCGGGGAUCGGGUGCAGCUGAAGCUGGAGAAUGUGGCACCGUCCACGCUGCAGCAGCCGGGGCGUUACCACUUUCGCCUGGAAAGUGUGGACACGAAUCUGGCCAGUGUGCCAGGGGAGAAUGCCACGAUAUCGCUGGAAGUGUUCAGCACGGAAACACGCGACUGGACGGGUGACAUCGUGGUUAAUGCCCAUUUUCUGGGACAGACCAAGAUUCAAGUGAAGCUGUACGAUGGCCAGCAAAACACGAGUGAACUGCCCACCAAUUGGAGCAACGACAGCACGCUGGACGUGAAGAUCAAGCGGCCGAAACAUUUGGCGGAUGACAUAUUCCUAGGCACCAUCAUACUGUUGAUGUCGCUGCUGUACAUUAGCUUUGGAGCCGCCCUGAAUCUGGACGUGCUGAGGGGUCUGAUCACCCGGCCAACCGCUCCGUCGAUCGGAUUCAUUAUGCAGGUGGUGGGCAUGCCCCUGCUCAGCUACGCCCUCGGCGUGUUCAUCUUCCCCCAGGCGCCGGCCAUGCAGCUGGGUCUCUUCUUCACUGGCAUCUCGCCCAGCGGCGGAGCAUCGAACACUUGGUCCGCCGUUCUCGGCGGGAAUAUACACCUGUCGGUGCUGAUGACCACCAUUUCCAAUGUGGCCGCCUUCGCCACCAUUCCGUUGUGGACCAUCACACUCGGCCAACUGAUCUUCGAGCGCGCGGGCAUAAAGGUGCCUUACGGCAAGAUUGCCUCCUACAGCAGCAGCCUGAUCAUUCCGCUCCUGCUCGGACUGCUCGUCCAGAAGAGAAUGCCCCAAAUCGCCAGGGUGCUGGUGCGCCUGCUCAAGCCCAUCUCCGCCUUCAUCAUCCUGUUCAUCAUCGUAUUCGCGAUCAUCAACAACUUUUACCUCUUCCAUUUGUUCUCCUGGCAGAUCGUCGUCGCUGGCAUGGCUCUGCCGGGUCUGGGCUACAUCUUCGCCUUCCUGGCAGCCAAGCUGCUGCACCAAAAUUCAGCCGACGCCCUGACCAUCGCCAUUGAGACGGGCAUCCAGAACACGGGCAUCGCGAUCUUCCUGCUCACGACCACGCUGGAAUCGCCGGAGGCGGACAUCACCACGGUGGUGCCGGUAUCGGUGGCCGUGAUGACGCCGCUACCCCUGCUGGGCAUCUACCUGUACAAACGGUGCUCGGGAGACAAGCGAAUCAGUGAAGCCUCCGCCUCCGAAGCGGAGCGGAUCGCUGGGUCAAUACAUUAACAUUACUAAAGCAUAGCAUGGCAUGGCUAUAGCACAUCGUUUUUUGUACAUAUUCGUUAUUUGGAUAACUUAUACAUCGUAGUAGCAUGUAGACAAGGCUGAGAUGUCGGUUAAAUUUAAUUUGGGACCAAGGUAUGCCGCAAAUCUCAAGCGUAUUAUACUCCAGAAUUUUCUACACCUAAGUCGCACCCAAACUUGUUGGGAUAAUCAUUUUACAAUAAAAUGAAUUUAUUCAUUUUUGCAAA
This is a messenger RNA of Drosophila teissieri, 1742 nucleotides long. Its product is annotated as P3 protein. NCBI's taxonomy places the organism in Eukaryota, Metazoa, Arthropoda, Insecta, Diptera, Drosophilidae. The coding region runs from base 136 to 1497 and encodes 453 amino acids. The record is from RefSeq and is a predicted model, not a curated record. Gene Ontology annotation, cellular component: membrane. The transcript has 2 exons.